Molecule: messenger RNA, 1323 nt
Organism: Clarias gariepinus (North African catfish)
Lineage: Eukaryota; Metazoa; Chordata; Actinopteri; Siluriformes; Clariidae
Gene: ccdc83
Product: coiled-coil domain containing 83
Exons: 10
Coding region: 84-1217 (377 amino acids)
Source: RefSeq, a predicted model, not a curated record
UGAGCAAAAUAGCACGUAAACAUAGUUGACGUGUAAACCAACGUCAAAAUGCAUAGAUAAAUAAAAUAAUUAGAAAGUUCAGGAUGGGAAAGAAGAGUAGAGAAAAUAAAGCUACAGUGGCAGAGUCUCUCAUCCAGUUCCAAAUCGAUGUUAAAAGUAAAGAGAUUGAAGAAUUUAAGAAAGAAAUAAGUGAACUGGAAGCCAAGAAUCAUCAGCUGGUUGAAUUGCGAGAGCAGCUGCUAGGGGAGCAACAGGAAAACCUUAGUGUCCUGCACAGUCAAGCGAAGGAGCAGGAGAAGAAGCUUGAGGAAAAAGAAGUGACCUAUAAAGGAGAAGUAAAACAGGCUGUUCAGCACAAUCUGGAGCUCACACACGUCCAGGAGGAAGAGCUGGCAGAGUUGCAGAGGCAUCUGGAAAGUAUACAGGCCCAGGUUGUGGAGCUGAAAGGGCAGGGGCAAGCUUGGCACCUGAAUAAGAAUGUGGGAAGUGUUCCGUAUCAAGAGCAGAUCCAAAAACUCCAGUCAGAACUCGACUCCAUGCACAAGCACUUUCAAAUAAUGUCAGAAAAUGUUGAAAACUCUCUUCAAGCAACCAUUUGUAAUAUUGAAAAGCAAAUCUUACAGCUGAUUGAAGAAGAGAAGCAGGCUGCACAAGAGAGGUCAAUAAAAAAGCUGGACAAACCCAAGCUUCUGGAGCUGAAAAAGAAUGAAUGGCUUAAACAAAAGCUUGCUAUCUAUCAUGAGGAAGUCUCAGUACUGGAUGCAGCUGUAAAAAACUUGGAGGAGGAGAACUUGGAUCACAUGAAGCAACUGCUUGAGCAUCGCUUCAAUGAUCUACAAAUUUCUAGCAACUUGGUCCUGACACAGGCUGAAGAGUUGGAGCAGAAACUCAGCAUUUUUGGAAAAGGAGCGGAAAUUGGGAGCAAACAGCACCAGCAGUCUGGGGAGUUGGAGGAAGAUGAAACGAAUCACAGCUGCAAGUCUUCCUCCUCUACUCGCCAUCGUAGUGCACUGCUGUAUGGCUGCCAGAGUGACUUAAGGGAACCACUGCACCUGGGCCCUUUGGAACAGAAUCUGCUGAGUGUGGUUGGCCAAGCCAUGCCCCUUCAUCCGUUGCCAUCUGACCCUGAGGAUUCGGACACGUUAACACACCAAGCCCGCUUCCAGACACAAGAUGGCACUCUCACAACAAAUAUCCUUCGCAAAAAGUUCCAGUAAACAAACAAAAGACUGAAACCCCUUUUAUUUCCGAAGUUAAAAUGGUUUUACUUUAAGGAAUAAAAUAAUAAUAAUUAAAAAACCUGGAGACGUAAACAAAUCAAAA